GUCCGUCUGCCGAAUUGCCGCCGAAUAGCUGACCUGCCGCCCCUCUCCGGAGUGGCUGCCCCAAGCACCUGCUUGCCUGGCUGGUGCCUGGAGCUGGCCCUGCAGGUGAAGCAUUCAUGCCGUUAGUCUGUGUGAUGUGUUAGGCUCCAGGGAAUGGCACAUGCCCCAUAGCUGCCAAAUACUGCUCCAAAAUGGUUCUGUGGGCAGGUGCAUGACUCCCUGGAGGCAAAGUGUUUAGAGAACAGGUUCUGUUCUUGGUAAGUAACUCACUUGCGCCCAUCAGGUGUUAGCAUUGGAGUGCGUUUUAUGAAAUGUUACCACAAAGGGAAUGGAGACCAUGGAAGUUUUUGUGAAAUGUGCUUACCGUCCGCUCUCACAGUGACUUGGUUCAGAGCAUUACGAGCAGGGAGCUUUUCUUCCUCCUGGAAUUUCUUCAACGUGCAAAUCCCGCCUCUGAGCUUGGAAGUGCACUUUGUGUCAAACUCUGCUGCAAACUCACUUGUUGCCCAUCAGUAGGUGGUCAGGCCCCAGGCCUGCUCCUCGGGGCAAGCAGUAGGGUCCAUGGUCUCAAGUGCCAUCUAAUCAGAAUACCCUCUAGAGUGCAGUUUCCUGCUUUGCGCACACAGCUGUAGAGAGAGUGCGUGGGCCACUCAGGUGCUGUGUGUGUGUUGUUUGGGUUUUUUUUUUUAUUUAAUCUAGCCUUUCAGACUCACAUAAAAUGUUCUUACAUUUCUGCUGUUAAUGACCAUUUCAUUUCACAGGCUUGGUUACCAUUUACAAUGUAGCUUGCUUAUCCUGGCAGGCAGCUGUGGCCUUUUAAUAGAGACUCUGACCUGUGCAAGAUGACUUAUUAAUCUGUCAACAUAAUGGUUUAAUUUCUGCUUCUUUCUGUGCUUUUUGGUCUAAUGGUUUUGUUUGCUGUUUCUGCUUAGCUUAUCAGGCAACCGAUUAUCUCCCUCCAGCUUUAGAAGGUAAACCUAUAUUCUAUUAAACUUCUCUGACCAAAUCCUUUCCUGGACCUGUGACUUGGCAAGACUAAUCUUUAGUGCUUUGGUACUAGCUGAAGAGAGCAUGGCACUUGUAUAAUGUGCACGCGUGAGAUUCUGCAUGCUUGAGUCUCUACUACUUGCUUGAAGUGCAAACAGGCUGGUGUUUAUCACACACAAUUCUGGGAGAUGCAAGGACUAUCCAUCUUCACCACUGAAAGGGUGGGGGUGGGGAAAGGGCUGUUCAGCUAUUUCUUACUAUUAAAGAGAGACUUUCACACAGGGAUAUGCUUUAAAAAAUAGACAUGUCACCUUGUUCAAAUAAGAGCUCUUUCCCCACAAGCUGCCCUUGCAACCUAGAUUCUCCUUAGCCAGACUGCAGUGAAGCCAUAUUUGUGCCAUAGAUCUAUUGUAAAUGUAGACUGUUGUAAAGUCAAAGCUGGCACUAUUGCUUCCCUGCAGAAGCGAGUAGGCGAGGAUGAGCUGGUGGGGGGGGGAGGUCCUUCCAGAGUGAUUGCUAGCCUCCAGGAUUGCUGCCAAAAGGGGCGAGGAAAGAGAAUCCACUCCAAGAGCCACAGGAAAGGCGAAGAGAUUUUUUUCAAGUCUGCUUUGUCCAGAGGUUUCCCUAGUACAGAAGUCCCUCUUUAAUGUAAAAAGGCUAUUGAAUUGCCAUCCUUUUGUACUUCCUUUUAGAACCUGCUCAAUUUAUGUGCUUCUGAUCUGUUGCUGCAAACAACAUGCAGAUGUGGGAAGGUCGAAAAGCAAACAGCUCCCACUUACACUCUGCAAAAUUUCAGGCGCACCCAGAAAAUGAGUACAUCAAUAUAUGAAGCAGCUUGAAUCCGGCAAGUUUUGCUGUGGCCAAAUGAUAAGGGAUAGUGCAGCAAUUUCAGAGAUUUAAGGAGUUGCUGGGGAAAUGACCUAAAACUGGAAGCCUCUAACAAAAAGUCUCCAACAUUUACCCAGUGGCUACUGUGGUUCUUGCUCCUCUGCAGAAGAUCAAAUGGGUCACCAAGGCCAUGCUGCUAGCAGCACAGCUUGUCUGAGGCCCAGUCUCCAGUGCUCUGCCUCUUAGUCAGCAGUCUUUGGAGUUUUACCUCUGGCUCUGGAGUUUGCACAAUAUGGGCCAAGUUUAUCCCUGGUGCCACCCACUGACAUCAGUGGUGUUACACAAGGGUUGAACUUGGCUGUAUAUUUCAGUGUAUGCAUCACUGGUUUGUGGAGGAUGCUGUAUAGUUGGUCCCGUCUACUCUUGGAAUCUAUGAAUCUCCUGCUAAAUCUGUAGAUGAUGUAGGUCCUUGCUGCCGUUGGAGCUGCGUAGGCAGCUGUCACAGCUCAGAGUCCUGACAGAGGGCUCAGCUCUGAGUCCAAGCUCUGUGUAUCCAUUUACUCUUUAAAAAUGUAAUGACGUGAGGGUAGCUGAUGAAAGGAACUGAAUUUCCAGCCCUCAGGGCUGAAGUUGGCUCACUGAACAGGUCAGCAGCAGUGCCUACCUAUGAUCUAGGGGAACCCCUCUAAGAGUCAGAGGAGUACAGGCUCCUGGGACCUUCCAUUUGCUCCUUCUGCUGAUACUGCCCAUACUGAGGCCAGCGAGCACCAGUCGUGGAGCUGUCAGUAACUGUUUCUAUGAAUCUCCACCUCCUGCCUUCCCCCCCCACCCCCCACACACUUCUCCUGCAUGUUUAUGGAAGCUGAACACUUUGUUUUGUCUUAAGCCUUUCCUUAUUGCAGGUGGUGCUGCAUGAACAGUGUUGCCAACUGUAUGGUAGUACAUGGUGUUUCUCCUAGAGCCCCAGCUCCUGGAGACCUGUGAUGAUAUGAGAAUGUCACAUUUUAAAAAAAGAGUAACUUUCUAUCCUUUCUGGUUGCAGGGGGAAAACCUGAAAAUAUGAUCCCUAAAGGCCCCCCAAAGCAGAAGGCAAAGACCCAAAUUUUAAAAAUGCCAGGAAAUUUUUAAAAGUGCUGAAGCAAAUCUCAUGGAUUUUUGGGGGGGCUGAACUAAACUUUUUUGACCCUGUGAGAUUAGCAAUACUGGAUCGAUACACUGUAUCCAUUCAGUGCCAUACGUGACUAGCACUGAAACAGCUCUAAGAUGCAUCUUAUGAACUUCAUAGAGUCUAGUAGCUCCUUGGACAGUUCAGGCUAGUGCUUCAGUCUGAACUUGCUAUGCCCACACAUUACAGUGCAUGAGCUUAUAUGGUCCCUAAUGCCUAGAUGCUGUAGCAGGAGCUAAAGUAAAGAAGUUGUGCCAGCUUCACGGACAGUUCCCUAGCUCUGAGAGGUGUAAGCCAGGCUCAGAACCUCCUGUAGGAGGGUGGGAGCACCUUCUGCACAAUCAUUGCUCAGCUGACUGAGGAGACCCAGCCGCAGUUUGAAACUACCCUCAAAUCUCGUGCUGUAUCUGAGGACUCUGAUGCCAAAUUCACAUGCAUAGUAACAGGAUACCCCCAGCCAGAAGUGACCUGGUAUAAGGAUGAUGAGGAGAUGGACCGAUACUGCGGCUUACCGAAGUAUGAGAUUUUCCGGCAUGGAAACCGCCACACCCUGCAGUUAUACAAAUGCAGAGAGGAUGAUGCGGCCAUUUACCAGGCCUCUGCUAGGAAUACCAAAGGCAUCGUGUCCUGUUCCGGUGUCCUGGAAGUGGGAACCAUGACGGAGUAUAAAAUACAUCAGAGGUGGUUUGCCAAACUCAAGCAAAAGGCUGAAGCCAAGUUGCAUGAAAUAGAGCAGAGCCGAAAACAAGGGAAAGAAAACAUGGAGGUGGAGAAGCUGAGGACAAGUCCUGAGAGAUUCCAGCGAAAGCGCCGGCUGACUGGGGAUCUGAACCUGCGUUCAGGUGUCUCCCUAUGGGAGAAGGAAGAUGUAGCAAAGGUGCAUGUUGCGGAUCCUAAGUCAAGGUUACGGGAAGAUGUUGCUGAGCCCAAGGAGCCAUCCUUAAAUGCAACCGCUGGAUUUUCAAACAACUUCCUAACAAGGCCUCUGGAUGCAGAGGUGACCACCAAUGGAGACUCCUCUAUGGAAAGUGGGGAGGAAAAUGGAAAUAGCUUUUUCACAUACAUCUAUGAGACGGUGGAGGAAAUAACUACCAAGCCCACCACCAGAGAGUCCUUUGCUAAAAAGAAGAAAAAGAAGGGGGAAGAGCCUGCUGCUCUCUUGGCAGCAAAACAGGAAGUUUCAAGUCAAGAAAAUGGGCUGAUAGAGAGCCAAAAUCUCUCCCAAAGUCAAAGAAAUGCCCCUUCUGUUGCCCUGCCAGGGAGCAUGCAGUCAGUAGCUGCAAUCAGCCAGCUGGUGGGAGACGUUCCAGAAGUCAAAGAACUCGGAACGCCCAGCAGUCAGGAUGCUGAAACUGGCAAACCUCAGCCAUGUUCCCUGCCUUCCAGGGGUGACACUUACUUCUCCUUGACAGAGAUGUAUCUUGAGAGUGGAGCAAAACAUGUAAUGGAAGAGAAGAUGCCACAAGCCCCAGAAGAAGCCAAGAAUGGGGCUCAGCUGCAGUCUCCGGCUGUGAACAUUAACAGGCAAAGAGAAACUCCUCCCCCAGCAUCUGAGGUGUUCCUGGUAGGGGCUGUGGCAGGAAAGGAGCAGAAAGGCCAACCUGUGGAACAGGAACUGGAGGGGAAUGAGGCCAUAGGUACAAAGUUAACCAAAAAGGAAAGUGAACUGCCUGGGAAUUUAAACCAGAAGAGAGUUGAGCCUCCUAGCAGGACCCUGGAACUGAGCUCUGAGAUGCGGCACUCCCUCCUAAUGGGAAAUGCAUCAGGGACUCCUUGCAUCUCCUCAUGCAAAAACGUCCAAGAAACAGACUUGCUGGACUCUGUACAACCAAACACCAAGCAGCCCUUUCAGCAUACUACUCCAUCUCUGAAUCAAGUGGCCCCGUGUCUGGAUGUGUCCCAGCUGAGACAGGAGGCAGGAGGAAGCUUGCUUCAGGGCUCCUUGGAAGAACAGAUGGUCUUCAAAGUGCCGUGUGAGGCUCGGGAGGCAGUGAAGCAGGUGUUGUCCUCAACCAGCAACCUGAAACAUUCAGCGUUGGAGCCAACGGAGGACACUAAUCCUCAAGCCAGCCAAUUAAAGGAGCUCAUAAGAGGGAAGCCCAUCUGCAUGGAGAGAGAGACAGAGCAGUCUGAACAGCCAGCCAGCCCCAGGCCGCGAGGAACAGGGAUGCUGAAAAUAAACCAAGAGAGUUCACAGAGGCCUCCUGCUGGUUCUCCUGGCCUCACACAGCCCAGCUGGGUGGAACAUCCACCUUGGAAAGAGGAGGGAGCAGGGCAUUCCCUGAAUUUCCCAGGCAAAGAGACCCAGCAAAGACCAACUCCAAGUGAGGAGAAUGAGGAGCUAGCUACAGCUGGGUCAGCAUUGAAGAAAGCAAGUAGUAUGCCUGGAGGCAAAGCCCCGCUUAAACCACCUGCCUGCUGGAGUGGAAUGGGGGAGGGUGAGAAGAUUGCUCAGCCAUUAACUGCAGAAACAGAGCCAGCUGGAAGCUGGUUAGGGGACAGCUUGUCCUGCACAGAGGUAGAGGAAAGCCCUGUGGAGCCCUCCCAUGAGACCUCACAGCAAGCAGCCGGAGUGGUGGGUGGGAUGUCCUGGGUGCCUAAACAGGCAGCUCCGGUCUCCACCCAAGUGAGUAAGGAAGACCUGUGUCCCGUUGCCAUUGCAAAGGUCUCCGAGUCUCUGGAAGCACCAGGCUCAGCUUCCCCUUCUCCAGUCAAAGAAGCCCCUGCUGAUGGGAAACAAUCGGCAGCCCAGCUGCCAGGUGACGUGAAAAGAGAAAUGGAGACUAGGAAAACAAAUGAAUCUGCACCAAUGUUGGCUGCCACGCCUCACCGCGAGCGGUUUCCAGUCAGCACCGCCAUGGAGCGCAGUGCCAAGCUGGCACCUGUGUCACUGACUCCUGAGAGUGGGGAGGAAAGUGAGCAGAGAGCUGUGACACCAGGCAAAGAGCCAGCGGCUGCAGCUGAGAAAAGCAGCAUAACCUCUACAGGUACAUCUGAACUGAAAACGGAGGCGCCACUUGCUCCGCGGGCUGAAGAGAGAACUCCGGAUGGGGAGGUAUCCCUGGAGCACAAAGUACAGCACAGAAACCUAGUGUCAUCCUUGAAGAAUUAUUUACUUCUGCUUUUAAAAAUGUCCUCAUCGGAGCCAGAUAAAAGUAAGGCCCCCAUAAAGAAGGACACUGAGACUGAAGAGGAGGGGAGCCAGCCUGCUGGGGAGGAGAAAGCACUGCUGGAAGUGGGCAUUGCAGGGCUAAGCCCCAGCACAUCAAGGAAAAUCUUAGAAAGGGUGCAAAAUAACCAACUCUUCCAAAGUGCAGAGAGCUUGCAUUUAAGCCCCAGAACGUCUAGAAGGCUCACAGGAAUGAUUAACCAAGAGUUAGUUACCAGCAAAGAGGCUCUGGGUAUCAGUCCUUUAGCAUGUAGGACACUGCCAGCUAGGGAGGCAUCUGAACCAGAACGGUCUGCCCUGCUCUCUGUCCCUUCUAUCGUGGUGGGUAACGUGGCCCUGGAGGGAACAGGCCAGGCAGACGAUGGACUUUCUGAUCUGCAUCUCGAAAGCAGCACGAAGGAGAACUCCAGCGACCUGGUUGCAGCAUUACCUUGUGCCACACCAGAGGAGCUUGCCUCCGGGGCUCGACGCAAGAUAUACUUGGCCAAAAGCAAGCAGCUGGAGGAGGCAGAGGCUGCAGCCUCGGAGAGCCAAGUGCAUCUGAAGAGGGACAGCCCUACUGUGUCUCCCCGACAGUCCAGGAAGAACCCAGCUCUGUUACAAGCCCCUGUCCCAACUCUGUCUCCUCCUAUGGACCGACACUCCCCAACCCUCCCCAGAAAGAUGGCGACACUUGAAGUUCCUAAGGCGUACGAGGAGCCCUCAGAGGAAAGCAGUAGGACCCUGGAAGGCCCUGAAGGCACCAAGCAGGAAGGACAGGCAGGGGAGUCAAGGAAAACAAACAACCCAUUUAAAGCCCCCCAGCUGAUUCGUAAGAUCAGAGCAGAACAAUUUUCUGAUGCAUCAGGAAACCUGAAACUUUGGUGCCAGUUCUUCAAUAUUUUGAGUGACUCGAAGCUGACGUGGUACAAGGACGAGUUCCCUGUAGCAGAAGCCAGACGGAGCUCAGGUGAUGAGGGGCAGGCAGCCCUGGCCAUUGUGCAGGCAUCCCGGAAGGACUGUGGCGUGUACCAGUGCACCAUCGAGAAUGAGUAUGGCACCGACUCCACCGACUUCCUGCUCAGUGCAGAAGUGCUGUCGGGAUUUGUCUCCAGAGAAGAAAUUGAAGUCGGCGAGGAGAUCGAAAUGACUCCCAUGGUGUUCGCCAAGGGCCUGGCCGACUCAGGCUACUGGGGGGACAAGUUCUUUGGGCGCGUUGUGAGCGAGGACGUGGAGGUGGGCGCCGGCUUCCUGCGCAAAGCCUGGCGCGCCAGGAUAAUCUACGGCCUGGAGCCUGUCUUCGAGUCCGGCCGGACCUGCAUCAUCAAAGUGCACAACCUCAUCGUCUUCGGGACCAAGAAUGAGAACACGCUCAUCGAGAAGAACUACGACAUCACCAUCCAGGAGUGCAAAAUCCAGAACUCGAGCCGGGAGUACUGCAAGAUCUUUGCUGCUGAAGCACGGGCCAUCCCAGACUUCGGGGCAGUGCCCGAGAUCAUCCCUCUGUAUCUCAUUUACCGACCUGCCAACACUGUCCCGUACGCCACCAUCGAGGAGGACCUGGCAGGGCCCUUUGAGCGGUACUGCAUGAAGGAGCGGGACGGCAGCCUGGCUGUUCAGAGCAGCUCAGAGAUCGCGCAAAAGUGCUGCACCUUCCAGCACUGGCUCUACCAGUGGACAAAUGGAAACAUCCUUGUGACCGACAUGGAAGGCGUUGGGUGGAGGAUCACAAACGUGAGGAUAGCUACAAAGCUGAAAGGGUACCAGGGGCUGAAGGAGAGCUGCUUCCCGGCCCUGCUGGACCAGUUUGCUGCUGUCCACCAGUGUAACCGCUAUUGUGAGAUCCUGGGCCUGAAGAGUCUGGAGAGCCUGCAGCAGCCAGCCAAGCCCAAGGGCUCCAAGAGCCCCUCCCUGGGCAGGAAGGCCCCCUCAGCCCAGUCCAGCCCCCAGCUGCAGAAGAAAGGCCUGGCAAGCCCCCAGGGCACCCGGAAGGGCGCCGUGAGCCCCAAAGCCUCCCGGAAAUCCACUGAAGCUGGGGAGGCCCAGCCGGCCCCGAAGCACAAAGCGCUGGAGAGCGACAGGCCCAGCCAGCUGCAGUAGCCAGAGCCUGGUGCAGCCAUGCAGGCAGCGUGCCGCCGUGCACACCUGGAAAGGGGACCCAGCCGCUGCUCCUUCCUGUGGCUCCCAGCACGCCCCUGCGCUGCGCUCUGUGUGGUGUGCGAGUGAAGCAGUGACUAGGCUGGCGCCAGUGUCGGGGGGCCCUGGGUAGCCUAGUGGGCCGGAGCUGGCUCGGUGCAUGGCGGGGCCUGCACAGCCGCUGUAGGGAGCAUGGCAGCUCAACUCUGUUACCUCUUUAAAACAACAGCUCAUCCAGGCCGGCCGAGCCUGCCAAGCCCCAGCUGCCAGGGCCAUGCAGGCAUCACAGUGCCCUGUGCAGAGGGUAUUGGGGCAGUGUGCCAGCCUGACUACCAGGGGGCACUGGUCAUUGCCUGAUGGUGACCCUGAGGCUCAUUUUCUGAAUCCCUCCUUUAGACUGUGCCGGCUUUUCUCUGGCUCUGCUCCGACGCCUGGCCCUGGUGUUCUCUGCUGGCGACCCCUGGAGGAGAGCGAGCAGCUGGUGCUCCUUUGUGUGCCACUAGGAAUGUGCCGCUCUACCCUGCCAGCCUGCAGCUGUCUACAGUGCACUGACCCCGCUCGGGCAUGGGUGCCACAAAGGCCUGGUAGCUCUUGGGUCCCCCCGGCUCGCAGCACCUCCUGGUGUUUUCCCUACACAUGCCCAGCAGAAAUCCCUGACCCCAGGUCCCUAAUGGGCCAUACACAGGCCCUACUAACCUCUGCUGUAGUUUCCCUGAGCCCGGCUAGUUCAGCACCUCUCUCCGGUCCCACCCCAUGCCCAUUACCUACUGACUACUCUGUAGGGGGAGCAUGACUAGACAGGCUGCUUGGUCCCUCUUUGCCCCGUGGGGAUGGCCGUGUGUUUUCUGUGAUUCCCGGGCCUGGAAAGUCUGGCAGCAUCCAGCCCUCGCUACAGAACCAUGUGGCAGAUUCUUCGCUUUCCCUGAUGCAAAGCAGUGCAAAGCCAAUCUUCCACGUGUGCUUCACGUGUUACUAAUGCAGCAUUGUCUGCCUGAGUCUGCGGGGGGGCGCAUUGCCCGGGGCCUCUCAGCUGGGAGUGUUUAAGUUUGGAGUCUAUCGGGCGCAAUUAAAAUAUCACCACUUAGUUCCCUGCCUAUUAUGGUAGUGGAAGUGCUUGGGGUGUCUGUGUUGUAAUGUGCCAAUCACAAUGGUAGGUGGGUGCCAGUCUAGCCAGCACAGAGGGGCGGGUGGGGGGAGUUCAAACCUCCUGCUCCUGUGAAAAAAUAUUUCACAUCUUCUCCAAGGGGAGAGGGAACAGCCCACCCCUGCCAGCAGAGCCAGUACACUCUGCAGCAUCCUCGCUGGCAGACCCAAAGCAGCUUCCCCUGCACCCCAUCCUCAUGCAGCCCUGGGCACUUGGAUCACUGCAGGAUUGGGCUGGGAAGAAAUAACCCAGCCUUCCCCUGACCAGGUCAAGCCGCACCCUGUUGUCCUCAGGCCAGUAACACCCUCCCUUUGUGAGCUGACAAAGUCACGGGCUGGGCCACAGCAUUGGGUGUGUUUUGGCACAGUGUCGGUGGGGGGUGUGCAUUGGAGCCGGCCCCUCUCUGUGGAGUGUAGGGAUCAGCGUUCUGUUCUCCUAGGGCAGCAGGACGUCCCAGCGAGGCAGCCCUGAGUGGGGUUAAGAUUUAAUAGUGGCCUUGCCCCUUGACCUGGUAAUGCUGCCAUAGCACAAACCGGAUUUAAAGCUGCUCUAAAGCAGAGCUGAGGAUUCCCCAUUGUAUGCAAGUCCUGCCCUGUGCUCCCCACCUUCCCCAUCUGCCAGCAUAGGGAUGGGGCCACCGAUCCUGGCCAGCAGAGAGGCUUCUUGGGAGCUGGUUCAAGUUAGUGCAGCCUCAAGGCUGUUCUACCUCAUGCUGGGGGUGCCAGUUCAGCCCCCAGGCUCAGCGGUGGAAAGAUGGCACAUUCCCUAUCUCCCCUGUAUGCCAAGAGCUGCUCUGGUGCACCUGGGCAUCUAGCCCAGUAAUUUAGCAUUCAGCUGGUCUUAUCGCUCACCCCUUUGGAUCCAGGGAGGGUCUGAACCCACCUUCCCAGCUGUGCCCUGUUGGCUCUGCCCUGCCUCUACACACCCUCCCACUCCUGGGAUCAACAGGCGAGUCCUUCCUUUGCCUCCGAGAGACAACCCCAGCCCUGCCUGCCUCUCAUCCCCCAGGCCUGUAAGCCCUGCCCCCACAGGCCUCCAUUCUUCUGGUUUGUCUCUAGGUCUCGUGGCUUCAGUGCUGGCGAUGUAGCUGCGCUGGGGGCGGGGAACAAGAUGUGCCUGCUGCUUACGCUGCCAGACUUUGGCUCAGGCACAAGUUCUCUUGGCUACUGCCUCCCAGUGUGGCUGACAGCGGGGCUGUGGCCUUGUUUAAAGGGGCAGACACAGGCCAUGUGCUCUCUUCUUGCUUCUUCAUGGCAGAGUAUGGGGGCCUGAAAAUGCCCUGUCUGUUUGUUCCAUUAGAAUGCAGGUCCUGUCUGGGCUGGGGAAGCGGUGAAGUGAGGACAUCACAAUAGCCGAGCAGCAGGGGCUUGUUUGCAUUAGUGAUUUGCCCGCAGGUUGGUUGGUUGCUUAUUGCCUGGGGGUGUCACUGCCACAGUGUUUGUGGCUCACCCCAGGGCUCGGCCUAGGCAAGCAGGUCACUGGAGGUGAAACUUUAGUGGAGACAAGCCUGCUCUGUGAGUGUGAGCCGCUGUUCGGUGCCCUUUGGUUGGUGAGUUGGUAACCGUGCUAACGACCCCGGAGCAGGGAAGGCCUUCCCUGUAGUGACGGGGUUACGGGCUCACAGCAGCCAGCCUGAGUCUUCCCAACAGCCCUGGCAGGGCAAAGCCCCACAGCGCAGACACGGCCUUGGCUGCUCCUGCAGGGAAAGCGCAAGCAGAGCCAACCUUGGAAACAAAACAGCCCCCACCCUUCUCCUGCACAAAGCUGCCAAAAGCCCGGGUUUGCAAACCCCCAUAGGCCUCAUCUUCACCAGGAAAGGAGGUGUGAUCUUACCGCGAGCUAGCUAACAUAAGGGGAAGCCCUAGUGCAGACAUGUCUGGGGGUAGUUUUCACAUGAGUUAUCUCGACCUGCUAUUUUGUGUGAAAGCUACACGCUGCCUUGGCUGCUCUAGGGUUGAGCCUGGUAUUUGCUAACCCUCCUGCUCGGGUACCGCUGGCAGCUGACAUAAUGCCCCAGCACAGGGAGCCACUUGUAACAGGCACAGCUGGAUUUCCUUCUCCCUCUUGAGCCCUGCUCGCGGGAGGACAGGGAGGGCUCACGUUUGGGUUGUGUUUUACGAGAAGGAAUAAACAGUAGCUCUCUUGCUGUGAAUGCCUAGCAGCGCCAAGGCACAGGGAGCAGUUGUUACUGCUGUGUAGCUGGGGAGGUCGGUGCUGGACCCCCCGCAGGUGCCCUUGCCUAGCUGCACUGCGGUUAAAGCUACCCCCGCCUUGUCUCCACUAGGAUCCCACAGGAGCUAGCUCGGGCCUGUUAACUCGCUGUAAAAGCUCACCUUUUCUAGCAGUGACCGCAGGCUGAGCCGCCCAGCUAGUGCAAUUAAUGGUCAGCCUGGGCCAGCGGAGGGGGAGGGGAGCUGUUGAGGCCUUGUCCCGUUGGGCUCAGAGCACAGACUAGCUGUGACCGUGGGGCGUGGGACUGGGAUGCCACAGAACUUCAGUCCCAAUGGAGGUGACUGGUGCUGGCAGCAGCAGUGUUGUGGUGAUACAAAGCCGGGUGCCCAGCCAAGCUGCCUGUGCUAGGGAGCUGCCCGGCUGCUGCUUUGCACUCCAUGGCUGCGGCUGCGCUUCGCCCUUCUGCCGGGGCCGAUUCCUGCUCUCAGUCAGCCCAUUGUAAGAUAACCGUGUACAUACUCGUCUGUGUAUUGGCAACUGGGUGUGCGCGAGUGCAAUAAAACGCGAUGGACUGGCCUGCUCUCCAGUGCGUCUCUCCCGGCUGGAGGGGCUGGGAUACCCCUCCUUCCUGCUCUCCCGCUAGCUGGGGGGUGAUAUGGUGCCUAGCAGCGUGUUGCCCAAAGCUCAGCAUAGCAGGGGUUUGUCUCCGGGGCGGAGGAGGGGGACUGUGUGUGGUGCUGGGGGCAAAGGAGAAGGGGUUUCAUUUUUCUAGUCUGUUUGCACCCACUCCCAGGUGUAGGGUAGGCAACACCACCUGGGUCGUGAGACCAGUGCCUCAGCCGGCACCCUCCCUGGCACAGCUGCAGCCCCCAUCCCAAGGCAGGUACAAACUCUGAGGAGUGCAGUGACGAGACCUUGCUGGAACACCAUCGCCUGCUGGUGAGUUACACCAGAGUCUGGCCAGCGAUGUGCUCCAAAGGAAGGUGUGAAACCCCUGCCUACAUGGCUGCAGUGACGUUGGUUCCUGAGCCAUCAAGCAGGGGCUGGCUUCUGCCCUGACGUAUGAAAGGAUGGAGCCCUUUGAAAUCUUCCUCCUCUUUCAUGGAGCUGCAUCCCUUCUUAUUAUUCAAAUCCUACAUUCCAAAGCCAGCAGGGACCAUGCUCAUCAUCCUGCUGACUGUGUGUGUGACGCAGGCCAGAGAACAUCCCUGAAGGAAUUCCUUUCUGAAAUCCAGUUCUUAUUCUGUGUUCAAGCCUGCUGAGCUCUGGCCCUCAGCGCUUGGGGCAGGAAGUUCCACAGGUUCCAUUUAUAAACUAUAGUGUGUUUAAAAGCAGUCCCCCUUUCCAGUUGGAAAGUUGCUGCUUUUUAAUUUCAUUGGGCUUCCCUUUGGGCUGCUUUGCCUGGGAGUGUAAACAAGAGCCCCAAACUAACCUUACAUAUCUCUCCAUGUCCCCUCCUUUCUAAACUCUAUGGCUAAGCUGUUCAGUCUCUGCAUGGGAAAACCUUCCCCCCGCUGUGUUCUGCCUCAUCUUUGCACCUGCUCUCUGGCCACCAGGAUUUCUGAGCUGGGGUAACCAGACCUGAACACAACAGGCUAGGAGAGAAUGUACCAGCGGUUUCGAGAAUGGCACAAUAGUGUUUUCACUGCUCUUCUCAAUCCCAGUCCUUAUGCACCUAAACACGUUGCUGGCACCUGUAACUGGUCGUGCUGCACAUUGGGCAGAGGCUUUCAUUGAGCUCCCCACAGGGAUGCCCAGCUCCCUUUCCUGGGGCCACACAGGUAAUUUAGACCCCUGGGAUGCGUAGUAGUAGUAUUCUCUCUAAGGUGUAUUACACUGUAUUAUUCACCAGUGGAGUUCACUUGCUGGAUCAGGUCCCUCAGAGGUGCCUUGCAGUCCUCACUGGAUUGACUAGCGUAAAUACCGUUGUGCCUUCUGAACGCUCAUUAAUAAACAUAUUGAGCCACGUGAGCCCUAAGACGUAA
This is a messenger RNA of Chrysemys picta bellii (western painted turtle), 13565 nucleotides long. RefSeq names its product alpha kinase 3 (gene ALPK3). Gene Ontology annotation, cellular component: nucleus. The record is from RefSeq and is a predicted model, not a curated record. Gene Ontology annotation, molecular function: protein serine/threonine kinase activity; ATP binding. Lineage: Eukaryota; Metazoa; Chordata; Testudines; Emydidae. Gene Ontology annotation, biological process: protein phosphorylation; cardiac muscle cell development.